Molecule: messenger RNA, 4583 nt
Organism: Alosa sapidissima (American shad)
Lineage: Eukaryota; Metazoa; Chordata; Actinopteri; Clupeiformes; Clupeidae
Product: protein lin-28 homolog A-like
Exons: 4
Coding region: 176-772 (198 amino acids)
Molecular function (GO): zinc ion binding; nucleic acid binding
Source: RefSeq, a predicted model, not a curated record
GGUGGGGGUGGUAUGUGAAAUAGAUAGGGUGAAGAGAGCUAUUGGUGCUUUGUGCUUGAGAGGUGACCGAUAUCUCGCAGGGAGGAUUUACAGAAAAAAGGACAAUAAUUUGGAUAUCUAUGUUUUUGUUUGUUUGAUUCAACUGGCGUGCUAGAGACCCUGGAUACCACUGGCCAUGGCAGAAGGGGGCUGCGCAAAGACCGAAGAAGGGGAGGCACCGAGCUCCGAGGAGGAUUCUGGUUCUUUUCACGGUAGCGGAGUGUGCAAAUGGUUUAACGUACGGAUGGGGUUCGGGUUCCUAUCCAUGACCAACAGGGACGGUGUCCCUCUCGAAACCGCCGUCGAUGUGUUUGUUCAUCAGAGCAAACUGCACAUGGAGGGCUUCCGCAGUCUGAGAGAGGGAGAGACCGUGGAGUUCACCUUCAAAAAGUCAUCCAAGGGCCUGGAGUCGCUCCGGGUGACUGGCCCAGAGGGAGCUCCCUGCGUGGGCAGUGAGAAGAGGCCCAAGGGUGCCCAGAAGCGCCGCUCAAAAGGAGAUAAAUGCUACAACUGUGGAGGCCCUAACCACCAUGCCAAAGAAUGCCAGCUCCCCCCUCAGCCCAAGAAGUGCCAUUUCUGCCAGAGCAUAGCCCAUAUGGUUGCCAGCUGUCCGAUCAAAGCACAGCAGUCCUCGCCCGGAUCUCAGGAACGGUCGUCCUCGGCGGCAGGCGGAGAGGAAGAGGAGCUGAUGCGUCCGGCUCCCGCUCCGCUUCCUCCGGAGAGCUCCGACUAAGGAACCGGAUAGUCAGGGAGACAUGAGCCAAUCAAAACGCUUCACUGGAAUGCUGCUUCGAGAACUACCUCAGGUUCUACUUUUUUGUGUUGUUUUUGUUUACUUGAGCGCAGAUAACAACUGAGUUCUUCACAGUAUGAUAGUGUUAGUUUAGAAUGUCAAGUUGGUUAGAAGCUGGAGACCACUAUAUGUCAGUGGCUUCCGGAAAAUCAUAAUGAUAUUGAAUAGUGAAUUUGUUGACAGCUUUUCAGUGACGAACGUUUUUCAGUUUGACAUUUUCCACCUCUAUUUUUGUUUUCCUGCCUUAGCUAAGUGUCUUAGAUUUGUACGGUAACAAUCAGAAAUCCAGCGAGUUUACAAACGGCAAUAAUCAAGGAUGUACAUCAUGACCACGCCAUAUCACUUUUUCUCUGUAACGUUUAGGGCUUGUCUUGUUGGACAUAUAUGAAGUUAAUGACGUGUACUCCUUGAUUUCUCAACCCUUUUACCUCCUUAUUUAAGAACAAUAUUUGCCAAAGAAUAGAGAAACAAGCCUUUAUUUUUGAACAUAGUGUGUCUUGACUGCUAUGAAUGUUAAGGGGACUGAAAGAAAGAUGGCUGUUUUGUCCUCCAUCCUAGGAGACACGGCUCUUUCCUGCAAUCAAUCACCUUGAUUUCUAUGGCCAAGUGAAUGUUAAAGACUGUAGUGUAACGUUGAGUGCUGCACCUCUGUGCUGUGAGAGCUCAGUGUGUAGCCUCCUCCUGCCUUUUACAUGGUUGAUAACUUACCAUAAUGUAAUUCAAGUCUUUCUUCAGGUUGCACAGUUGUUAAACGCAAGUAUGGCAGGUAUUAUACCUCAGUGUACGGCUUGUAUAUAAGCUGUCUGUCAGUGUUGAAAAAGGCUUGAUUGUAAAGAAAUGGCGGUUCCCUGUAGUUUUUAUGUAAACAUGUUGGGGAAGUACCGUAAAAUUCCUCAAGGGAACUCUUUUACUAGAUUCUUUUGUUUGUUGUACUUGAAAAAAUAUCUAGAAAGCUAGUGUGUUCGCUAGAGUUCUCUUCCACAGGUUGGGUUUAUGACUUCUCAGCACCCCUUAUGGUGGAACGUACAAAUUGUGAGGGAAUCAGAGUGCAUCAUGGGAGCUCUGAUAGGAUGUCUCCCAGCUUCUGUAGAAGUAGAGAUCGAACCUGACAUUAAUGUAUAUAAAUAUUAUCAUUUAAAACCAUGAUUUAUUUAUUUGUAACCACACAUGCUUAUCUUAUUAGAAAUCAUGAAGAUUUUGUCUUUAUUUUGGUUUCUUUUUCAAGCCUGGAGGUUUUGUUUACUUCCUUGACUGUGAUGUUUGAUAAUCUUAUUUUAACAGUGUGAUUUUGCUUUGUUUUCUGGCACCUCAAGCUAUAGGGAAUUGAAAAUCCUUCGUUUUGAGCUAUGCCAAAAAAUGUAUGGAGCAAUUCACUGCACUAAUCAUGCGUUAUACAUUCUAUUGAUUUAUGUUAUUGUUUUGUUAUUAUUUGUUUUGUACUUUAACUGUUAGACUGGGCUGUUAUCACAGCCAGAAUUUUACUUUCCCACAAAUCCUCAGUUUUUGCUCAGGGAAUUAUUUAAUCACUUUAUUUUUAUUAUUUUCAAAAUUAGUUUAUUUUGAAAUACAGGUCUGCAUGCACAGUGUAAAAAUGCGCUGGUUUGCUGGGAAACUGUGUGUAAUAUGCCUGAAGCAAGCCUGUCGAUCAAUGCACUACUGUUACUAUCACAACCCACAGGUCCCAUGUUUAUUCUAUAGUGACGGAUUAAAGUUGAGUCUUUUGUUUUAGAUUUGAAAGAUCAUAAAUAUUCCCUAAUUGAAAUUGAGGAUCUCUCUUUUCCAUUUCAUGGUGUGUAGUAUAGAUAGAAUAUCAGUCCUGCUUCAGUCUUGUAUAUUGUUAUUGUACAGAAGCAACCUUCAUUUAUGAUAAUAUAACAAUGUUUCCUUUGCAUGGUAGUUGAUGUUUUAGAAGUAGAGUAACCUUGUCCCAGUGGUUAAGGAGAAUGUUCUUGACAGAGAUAUGGGGUUGUGGCCUCUCUCUCAAGACUUGUGAGAGACCUAAUCAUUGAACUAACAUAACCUGUAGCUGUGAGGGAGUUGUCAUGGAAGUGCCCUUGGUACAGAGAUAUUCUAUAAUGCUGUAAUGUUCGCCCCUGGAACCAUCACAACUGCUGUUUUUUCCAACCAUGUUGUCUUUAUCUAUGUAGUUUAUGGGAUGUGGUCUUUCUUUCAUAUUUUUUUUUAUUUCAUUGUGUUUUGAUCUUAAUAACGAGACAGAAAUGCCUUGUGAUGAAUCUAUACAAGUCUACCUCAGGAUGUGUACAUGUAUGUGGAAAUGGCUAUGCAUUUUGGUCAUGCCUUUUGAAGAGUGAGUGCCAUAGUUUUUGGUUGAGUUUGUUUGUGUUUCUUUUUGUUGUUUGUUGUUUUUUUGUGGCUGUUUUUAGUGUGUGUGUGUGUGUGUGUGUGUGUGUGUGUGUGUGUGUGUGUGUGUGCGUGCAUGCAUGCAUGGGAUAUUGGUUUUUGGUUUUAGAGAAGUCUGACUGCAUAACUGGUGUUGAGCAGGAAGCAAAUUUGAAAUGUUAUAAUUUGAAUUGGAUUUUGAGGAAUUGGAAGAAAUGUCUAUCAUUGGUGGCUGUUCCAGGCAAAUUGGUAGUAGUCAGCCAAUCACAGAUUGCCUUGCAAUUACUGUUUGAAGCUCUAUCAAUUUGCAGGACUAGUAUUUUAUCAGGGUAUUCUGUGGCGACAUUCCUCCAGAGUUGUGUAGAAUGUUGCACAAAGGCCUAAUUAAAUUCUGAUCCAAAAGUAUGUCUGAGAACAGACAGGGACUAAUGUCUGUUUUGAUGGAGAAUACUGAUGCGUACACUAAGAUAUAAAUGGGUACUGGAAAGAAGUGAUGGUAUGUGGAUUGUUGAUACACAGCAGGCUUAUGUUCUAAAAGACUAGAAUGUCUCAUGCUAUGUUUGUUAAAUUAGGACUCUCCUGACUGGAGUUAAGGUGACAGUGAUUUUAGUUACAGUGUUAAGUUUCCUGUAAUAGCCAGUUUGUUUGACAAAAAAAGAAAAAAGAAAAUCAUUAUCUACAUUUAGCAGACAUGGGGAAACUCCCAAACAAUUCUUAUCUGUGUUGUUAUGAUGGUGUCCUGGCAGGCUUUUCAGAAAGCUUUCUGUUGGAGAGCCUAAGGUCUACCUUUUCUCAGUAAGGAGUAACUGUCAUUAACCUCAAAUAGCCUAAGCAAAAUGCCUUGUAGAGCAGUGUCCCUAAAAUCAAACUUGUCAGCAGAUUCAAGAAAAGGUUAUGUAACAACAAGGAUCAAUAAAACCGUGUUAAUCACAGUAUAAUCCAUGUUUUAGUUUGAUCAUCAACUCUAUGUUGUCAUUUGCUCAGUUCUGUCAUUUAUGGUCAUAGUGUGUUUGUCACAAAUAAAGCUCAGGGUUGCAGCAGAAGCACAAACAUGAACAACAACGUGUUUGCACAGAGCAUAUUUCUGAUUACUGUUGCUGUUUAUUAUCUUGUCUGAUUUUCCGCUUGGGUUUUGCAUUCCUCAUGGUGUCCGAUGGAGACCGUGAAAAACGUAUUUUAUAAUUAAGUGACCAAAGAAUGUAACCACAAUGACUGUUAUAACCAGUGGUUUUGUUAUAUAACUCAUGCUCAAGGGUGUUCUGCAAUUAUCCAAGAGUCAAGAGAGUAACUGGUUGGUUCACGUCAGCCUUUCCAUUUCCAAAUCAUUGUGACAGCAUGCAUUUCAAACAAGAAUGUUGUGACCAAGAAUGUGUUUCAGUGUUGACAUUCACUCCUUGAUUUAUUGAUAAUA